AUGGGUAUGGUCUUGACUCCUCUAGCUGGUGUUGUCCAUGGGUCAACUCUAGCCUUUCCUUCCCUGGCCCCUAUACCCGACUCUCGUAUGCACACACCUUCACUCACACCCCCUGAUCAUUUCGAACAACCUCCACCUGUUCCCCCUCACCCACAACCUCAAAGUUCUUCCAGUGGCGAGUCAAGUAGAAGACAAUCAGCAGCUUCUCUCCUGUUGAUGCCCGGAUCUUACUUUUCCAACCCCACCUCAACACCUUUCCCAAUAACGACCACUUCCACAAUCGUCGAUAGACCAAGACCACAACCCCUGUCCAUUCCUCGUUCCACUUCAGAAGAACCCUUAUUCUCAUCAUAUCCAGAUGCCGGACCUAGCAGGUCAUCUAGUAGAGGAUCCUCAUUCCGCUUACGCUCAUCCCUCGCACUCACCUCCCUCACUCGACAUCGACAUCGACGCGAAAGCUCAACCGAUACCUCGGCCGACGAGGGCUUCGUAACUUGUGUCGAACCCGCUCCUUUCGCCCAGUCAUCAGACUUACCUUCUUCAAACCGCAGUUUCAAGGGUCGUAGGAGGGCGCAAACCAUGAUUCAGGCGGAUCGGGGGUUCGGUCCGCAAGUAGGAAGAGACACGCCCCCUCCUCGCGCUCUAACUUUCACUCGAUCUUUCAAUAGCUUUCGAAGGAGAAGAGCUUCCAUGGGUUCUUCUCAUGUUCCUUCCGAAUUAGACGGACCUGACAGAGGCCAGCAAUGGUCGGGCAUGCCUGAUCGAGAUCCUCGACGAUAUCCACCUGUCUCUUUUCCAUUUUCACAACGAGGUCAAUCUGAUUAUACCCUACAAUCUGUUUCAACGAUCACCACCGUUCGACCUCUCGCAUCUCCCAGUAUAUCUCAACGUCGCUCCAGUCUUUCUACUUCUCCCCAUGACGUUCUUGGUCUUACCUAUGUCUCGCCAAACCCUACCACACAAGCAGGAGAGAUAUUGAUACCCGAUGAUCUCGUCAUGCCCCAUGAUCCGCCAUUGAGACGCAGCUCGCUGGACGCGACUGGUAUGCUGCGAGAUGACCAAGCGUCUCCCAACGUGGAUAGUACGGACAGGCAUCGUCAUUCCGACGCCCAAUCCCUUCUUUCAUCAUCUAUGACAACUACCGAAGCUUCUGAUGCUCUAUUCUCUCCCCCGGGAUCUUCUGAUAGACAUCCGCUGUCCUCAGCGACUACCUCACUAUCUAGGAGUGCCAAGAGCGGUGAUGAAGGUGUUGAAGGGCAAGAUAAAGAGAAAGUGACAGAUGUUUCUGUCAUUCGUUUGCAAAGAAGUUUGGAAUGGGAAGCAAGACAACAUAGACAUCAUCGUCGUGUGGAGAACCGAAAGAUGGUCCUUUUGGAAUUAGUGGAGACGGAAGUGACCUAUGCCGAGGAUCUAAAGACACUCGUUCAAAUCUAUCUACCUCAGUUGGCUGCUCUUCCCACAGUUUCCGAACGGACUACCGCCAUGGUGGCACGGAAUGCAUCUGCCUUGUUGGACAUUCAUCAGGUUCUAGCGAUGAGGAUGGUAGAGGUCAUCAAGGAAGAAGGUUUGAACUUUGAUCAACAAGCCGAAACUUCGACCACGGAAAAGGUAGAACGUGCGGCUCGACGUGUGGCAGCACUCUUCGUAGAGAAUGCCGACUUCUUGGGUGCCUACAAGGAGUAUUGUGCGGGCUCUAUAGCGGCAGCUUCGUUAGUCCGACACAUAUCAAUGCGGUCAGACUACGAAGCUUUCGAACGACGGUGUCAAAUCAUCUCAUCAGGUCAACCUCAUUCAAGCUUGCAAGAUCUUCUCAAUGAUGCAGACCCUUCGUAUCACCCUUCCAAUCGCUCUCGACUACGUUUCCGUGAUUUCCUCAUCACGCCUGUUCAACGAAUUUGUCGCUACCCCUUACUUCUCAAUCAGUUGGCAAGUUCUGCCUCCAGUCCCAUGCCAGACCGUACCGAUUUCUUUGAUGAACAGGAGGGCAUUGGAAAAGAUGUCGAAGCGGCAUUGGCCGUGAUGCGCUCCGUGGCAGAAGAUGCGGAUGAAGCGAGAAGACUGAAAGAAUCUGAGAUCAAGAGCUCCUCCGUCAUCUCGCGUAUGGACUAUCACCCGCUCAUCACUCCGAUGUUCCUUAAAAGUCUUGGGACAUGUCGGCUCGUUGGGUCUUUGGACGUUUUACAUCAUCAUCCUACUCUUGCUCCUCUGGUCCCGCCCGUCAAAGUCAAAUACCUCGCUGCCUUCUUGUAUAGGGGGUAUCUGGUUCUUGCCAAGGUGAAGAAAGGCAAGACCUACGAACCGAGGCAUUAUCUGCCUUUGGAGGUCUUUCAGCUUAUCGACAUCACUGAGGGUUUUCUGCCUCAUUCCAUACGACUCGUACUUCAGGAGCACAACUUUGACCUGGCGGCUUCUUGUGAGACUGAGAAGGAAGUUUGGUCAGCAGCUCUUUGUGCCGCCAAGGAAGACAGUGUCAUUCCACCUUUCGAACUUCCUGCCAGUGUAUCGCCGUUCACCCCUCGAUCUAGACGAACUUCACUAGCCUCUCAACCAGAGGAUGACGAUCCUCCCUCACCCAAGACCAAACGACAUACACUAGCUUUUCCUCCUGGAGAAAUGAACAUGGCUGCACUUACAACCUCUCCGAUCAACGUGAUAGAUUUCAAGGCGACUCCCGUGUCUUCACCCUUGCGAUCGUCGUUCGGGUUCACACCUGACCGUCAAGGACGUCCAGGUCAACCAUCCACUAUCCUCCUUCGCCGACCAUCUGCCACUCGUCGUCUGCUGGUUGAUCGCGGUUUGAUGGAUGUUUUCUCAGAAUCAUGUGCCACGGCUAGAAGCAAAGCUCAACUUCAUCAAGCUCUCUUUCUUCCCGACAUGCCACCAAGUGAACUUCGAGACAAACUGGCUAUCAAAGAAUCGACCAUGCUUCGACGUCGAAGAUCAUUCCUUGAUGCCAGACCUGCAUCUUUCGACAUUGCCUUCACUGGUGAAAUACGUGGAUCUGUCAUACCCGUCCGACCUUCCAGAUCAGCAAUCAAACGUCGUACCUUACCUCCUGAGGUUCUUCUCGGGGAACCUAUCUCUCGAGAAACAGCUGAAUUGGACGAUAAAGACGAAGCGAGUGAAGCGGCCACAUCAGAUUAUGGAACCAUGCGAAAUUUACAUCAAUCUACCAUGUCUAGAAGCGAUUCAGUGAUUUCUUUCUCCCCCGCUCCAACGCCCAAGAGAUCCACGACAUCACUUCGUGCUGCAUACACCACCGGAGGUUUAUUGAAUAGACGUAAAACGGCUUCUGCUUAUAACCUCACUAGUAGACCGUUUCACACAACAAGAGCUAAAUCAACCCCGAAUACUCCUAGACAUGUACCUCUUCCUCCGAUAAUGUUCAAACAUCCCUCUGAAACAAGUACGGUGUUAGCUCGUGAUAGUCCUAGAUCUCCAGUUCAGUCUUUGAACCCGACUGCGAAUCUAAACACGGGAUCAAGCAUCAAAACGAGUGAAUCAUCUUCGACUUGGGAGUCAUUCAGAAGGACAAUGAGUUUUCGUAUACUCAACAGAUCCAAGGGAUCAAUAACGAGUUUUGAUGAGACUACGCAAGAUGACGAUCCAUCUUCUAUCAUGAGCAGCUCUUACGAAGGUGUUUCUGGUCGAAAAGGGUCCACCGGGGGAAGUUCUUAUCAAGGUGUUUCUGGACAGAAGGAGUUGACCACAAGCAGUUUUCAUGACGGUGUUGAUGGACAAACGGGUUCAACCGCGGGGAGUUCUUAUGAUGGCGUUUCGGGACAGAAAGGGGAAGACAGUGUGGUAGAUCUCUCGGAGAAUCUGAAGGAGAGUGGUAGUAGUGGAUCUCUGGAUAGAGGUAGGGGAUGGAAAUGGGAAAAGGAGAAGGAGGUGGGUAAGGAUGAAGAUGGGUUGUUCACUACUCCAAAGAGGAAGAGGUUGUUUGGGAGUUUGAGCAGGUUUACUCCCAUUUGACGGAUUGAAAUCUUGCGGCCAUUUCCCCUCUUUGGCGAUAAUGAACACUCAAAUCCCCCCAAUCGCAACUACGACUUUGAGGAGGCUUCGCCCUACAUUAGAAGAGAUCUUCUCAAUUCGAUAUCUGGUGAUUUCGCCAAGAUGGCAUGUAGCAAACAAUCGUUUCGUCUCUGUAUCAUAAGGAGCUAGUCUCACGGCUCAAGGCUCAAGUCUCAAGCAAGUCAAAUAUCCGAUUUCCCAGUUUCUACUGGUAUAGUACUUUUGGUCUUCGGAGAAAGACAGUUUGUACGCUCUAAUGCGGGUGGUGUAAUUUGGAAGUUCGGACGGAUGAUGAUUAUGAAGACACGAUAUGAUGCAAUUGUUGUGAUAUAG
Molecule: messenger RNA, 4347 nt
Organism: Tremella mesenterica DSM 1558
Lineage: Eukaryota; Fungi; Basidiomycota; Tremellomycetes; Tremellales; Tremellaceae
Exons: 3
Coding region: 1-3975 (1324 amino acids)
Biological process (GO): regulation of GTPase activity
Cellular component (GO): cytoplasm
Molecular function (GO): guanyl-nucleotide exchange factor activity
Source: RefSeq, a predicted model, not a curated record